AUGAAUGUUUCAACGAAUGCUAUGCAGCCAUUCCAACAACUUGAUCUCAGCGGUAAAUUAGUCAUAAAAGUACAAUUCGGAGAUGAUAUCCGUCGAUUUCAAAUACACAAUGAAGCACUCACUUAUGAUGAACUUAUUUUAAUGAUGCAAAGAGUUUUCAGAGGAAAGCUCAACAGCAAUGAUGACAUCACUAUUAAAUACAAAGAUGAAGAUGGUGAUUUAAUAACUAUUUUCGAUAGUUCAGAUUUUUCUUUCGCUGUACAGCACACCAGAAUAUUGAAACUGCAAAUUAAUUUAGCUGGAGAAACAGAGGAAAAUUCUCAUCCCAUCGAAAUCAGAAGAAUAAGAAGAGAACUUCAAGAAAUAAGAGAUAAAGUUAAUCGUAUACUAGACAAUUUGGAUGUGAAGACUCAAGAAAAAUCGCAAGGCACAGGAGAUGGAGGAUCCAGUUCAGUUGAAGCCAGUUCUGGACAAGAAGCAAAGGAAUUUGAUCCACUUCAAGAAAAGCAAGGAGAAAAGGAAUCAAAGGAAGAGCAAAAGACUGGAUCAACUCAAGAAGCUGGUACAAAGUCUAGUGAAACAUCGAAAGAAAGAUCUACUCCUCAAAUGAGGCAACCGGGAUUGGAUCGUCCGCCUCCAACAACAACUCUUGCCAGUCAGUUUUCGGCUCCACAAACCCAGCAGUAUCCAGGCGUGGCCGUAUCUCAACAACAGCAAAUGGGACCAUCCCCUCAGCAUUUUCCAUCUGGAAAUCCAAUGCAGUCAGUGUAUCCUUCAAGUCCAGUCAACCAAGGUACUCAGUCCAUGCAGCCAGGCCAACCAAUGCCUACCCAGUUUCAGUAUACUUCCAGUUAUACACAAAUGUAUUCUUCACCAUACGGACCUCAGUUUGGUUCCAUGCCCUCUGCUGGACAAUAUUCCACCAUUGGUGGCCCACCCAAGGGACCUGGAUCUCCAGGAUACAGAGCCGCAGUCGAAGGAAAUCCUUACUCGAAACAAAAUCAAAGUGCAUUGGUUUACCGAUCAUCUACUCAGCCUGGCUACCCGUGA
Pediculus humanus corporis (human body louse) is the source of this 1050-nucleotide messenger RNA. Its product is annotated as protein TFG, putative. Gene Ontology annotation, biological process: COPII vesicle coat assembly; endoplasmic reticulum to Golgi vesicle-mediated transport. The record is from RefSeq and is a predicted model, not a curated record. Gene Ontology annotation, molecular function: identical protein binding. Bases 1 to 1050 code for a protein of 349 amino acids. Gene Ontology annotation, cellular component: endoplasmic reticulum exit site. The transcript is spliced from 6 exons. NCBI's taxonomy places the organism in Eukaryota, Metazoa, Arthropoda, Insecta, Psocodea, Pediculidae.